UGCAGAAUCGCAUCUCCGGACAAUGCUUAGGAACAGAGUCUCUUCACGCUUCAUUUCCUGCCGUCUCGUUUUUACAUACAAUCUUGCAGAUACUGAUCACACACGACCGAAGCAACAGGAACACCAACCUCUGAGAGAAACGCUCUUGUCUCUCUUGAGAAAAUGCUCAUCUACCAAACAGUUGCAACAAAUACACGUCCAAAUGCUCGUCAACUCCAUACGCAAACCUAAUUUCCUUCUCUCCAAAAUCAUCGACCUCAAGGACUUCUCCUAUGCCUCCCUUCUCUUCUCCCACAUCCCCCAUCCCAACGACUACGCUUUCAAUGUCAUGAUCCGUGGCCUCACCAACACAUGGCAUGACUACUCUCUUGCUCUUCAAUUCUAUUACCAAAUGAAGUUUUUGGGCCUAAAGCCGAAUAAUUUUACGUACCCCUUUUUGUUCAUUGCAUGUGCGAAUAUUUUAGCGUUGAAUCAUGGCCGGACUGCACACUCUUCCAUAUUUAAAUUUGGAUUGGAUGGUGACGACCACACAUAUCAUUCGUUGCUGACAAUGUAUUCGCGGUGUGGUCAACUGGAUUGUGCUCGGAAAGUGUUCGACGAAAUUACUGUGAAGGACUUGGUUUCCUGGAACUCGAUGUUAUCAGGGUACUCAAAGAUGGGAUAUGCUGCGGAUGCAGUGGGGCUGUUUCGAGAAAUGAUGGAAGUGGGCUUUGAGCCAGAUGAAAUGACUUUAGUGAGUGUUCUUGGGGCAUGUAAGGACCUAGGAGAUUUGAGUUUGGGGAGGUGGGUUGAGCGGUUUGUUGAGGAGAAUAAGAUAGAGUUGAACUGUUAUGUGGGUUCUGCAUUAAUUGAUAUGUAUGGGAAGUGCGGGGAUUUGUUGGCAGCAAGGAGGGUCUUUGAUGGUAUGGUGAAGAAAGAUGUCAUCGCCUGGAAUGCCAUGAUUACGGGAUAUUCACAAAAUGGAAUGUCAGAUGAAGCAAUCAGGCUAUUUAAUCGCAUGAGAGACGCAGGUGUUAAUCCAGAUAAAAUCACAUUGGUCGGAGUGCUGUCUUCUUGUGCCUCAAUUGGGGCCCUUGACGUAGGGAAAUGGGUCAAUACAUAUGCAUCAGAAAGAGGCUUGCAGCAUGACAUAUAUGUUGCUACUGCAUUAGUUGAUAUGUAUGCAAAGUGCGGGAGUUUAGACAAUGCACGAAGAGUUUUUGAAGGCAUUCCCCUGAAAAAUGACGUAUCUUGGAAUGUCAUGAUUUCUGCACUUGCUUUUCAUGGCCAAGCACAGGAAGCCCUAUCAUUAUUUGAGCGCAUGUCAAAGGAGGGAGGGGUUGUCCACCCAAAUGACAUCACAUUUGUUGGAGUGCUUUCUGCAUGCGUCCACGUAGGAUUGAUUGAUGAGGGCCGUAGAUUGUUUGAUAUGAUGAGCUCUUCUUUUGGUUUGGUCCCAAAAGUUGAGCAUUACUCUUGCAUGGUUGACCUUUUAGCACGUGCGGGCCAUCUCUAUGAAGCUUGGGACUUCGUUGAGAAGAUGCCUGAAAAACCUGAUGAAGUUGUAUUGGGGGCUUUGCUUGGUGCCUGCCAGAAGUGCAGAAACAUAGAUGUUAGUGAGCGGGUUAUGCAGCGGCUGCUGGAGCUGGAGCCGUCAAAUUCUGGAAAUUAUGUUAUCUCAUCAAAAAUUUUUGCAAACUUGAAAAGGUGGGAUGAUUCAGCAAGGAUGAGAUUGUUGAUGAGACAUAGGGGUGUAAAUAAGACUCCUGGCUGUAGCUGGAUUGAGAUUGAGACCCAACUUUAUGAAUUUCAUGCUGGUGAUAUCUUGCUCCAUGAUUCAGCCAAGCUUUAUGAAGUACUUGGUCUGCUCUACGAGGAGCUGUGGAGGGAAGGUUACAUUCCAAAGAUUGAUGAAUCUGCCACACAGGGGGUUGAAGAGGCAAGGAUUGGAGGCAAUAUGGCAGCGGCUUGAUUAUUGCAAAAUAAUGGAGUAGGAAUCAGAACCAGAAGACCAAUCUGCUUAAAAAAUUUGGUAACCAUGUUAGCUCAAUAGAAGUGCAAGUUGUUUUUGUACUCAACUUCUAUACUAGAUUGCACUAUUAUAAUUUGUUUCUUACUCUUCCACUAACCAAAUGACCACUUGUAAGGUUAUAGUACCUUGGAGUAAAUCUUCCAUUUGAAGAGGAGCGUGCUCAAUCACCAUAGGUAAAGCCUUCCACUCUAAGGUGCACAUUCCGCCUACACAAUAGUCUCAGACCAGGGUCUUGUUUAACUUGCAUUGUAUGCAUGUUAUUCCUUAUGGAUUGCUUACAUAAUUUCCUCUGUUUGGUACAGCAGCUUGCACAUGUUCUCUGUAAAUGAGUUGAUCUUUCUUUGUAAAACAAAUUAUAGAAUCUAGAAGGAAGAAGUUUUCUUCAGUGCUCAAUAGCAAGGUCUGCUUGCUGAUGUGCGCCUAUAAAACUUUCUUCGGUGUUGCUCUAUUUCUCUUUAGUUUGCUUUGGAUUAUCUCAAACUCGUGUAAAUCUUGCAUGAUUUCUUUGAUCCUGUUUUAAUCUUCACCAAUCCUUCACCAGUCCUCAAUAUUCUUGGAUUUCUAUGAUUGUAUUGCUCAAUUUUUCUUUUCAAUUUUAUUUUUUCUUCACAGAUUCUUUCAUUUCUGCAUCAUUGAUUCUCUAACUUUCUUUUAACUUUUUUUUUUCUAUUCAAUUCAUCUCUACUUUUCUUUUUCAUUUGUUUCCCUGAUUUCCCGUUUCUUUGAAUUUGAAUUAACCCUCCUGUUCUCCAUGCAUGGUUCUAGUGAAUCAUUUGCUACGGUUUUCCUGGAGAAAUGAUGAAAAAAGAUAGGACUUAAGGCUUAACUUUUGUUGUCAGUUUCUUCUUGGGUGAGGCUCUGGCUCACCUAUCCAUUCUGGAAGGGUUUCCCAGCGAGGAAAACUGAUGACUCACGAGUGAAGAACAGGGAAAAACUCAAGUGACAAUCGUGCUAUAGGAGUGCAAAGAGUUUGAGAAGCAGAUCUGCAAGUCAAGUGGAUCACACGACGAGAAUUAUGGAAUAUAAUUCUCUAGACAUAACAUCGAAUUGAACAAUGUAUGCCAUCUGUGGAAGUCGAGGAACAUGCAUGGUUCAAUCCUUUCAAGGGCGGUAUCUGAAGGAGAAAUGGAGCCAGCCAACUCCUGUGAAGAGUGGCAAACUUCACAGGAUGUCACAUCAACCGGAUUAUCCUAUAAUGAGAAAUAAACGUUUCUUCAAAUCUUCUCUGAGUUCUUUCAUGAUGUUACUGGUAAUUCUUCUGAUACUUUCUUUUAACUAUGCUCCAAAGAAUAUAGAAAACAAAGAAACUACAUCCAUUGUUUUAUGCAUUAUGCUAAAGUCCCUCGCCAUUCUUGGAUGGUAAGAGGUAUUUAUUGUGGAA
Juglans regia (Persian walnut) is the source of this 3392-nucleotide messenger RNA. Its product is annotated as pentatricopeptide repeat-containing protein At2g34400. Gene Ontology annotation, biological process: RNA modification. Gene Ontology annotation, molecular function: RNA binding; protein binding. Gene Ontology annotation, cellular component: intracellular membrane-bounded organelle. The transcript is spliced from 3 exons. Lineage: Eukaryota; Viridiplantae; Streptophyta; Magnoliopsida; Fagales; Juglandaceae. The record is from RefSeq and is a predicted model, not a curated record. The coding region runs from base 23 to 1951 and encodes 642 amino acids.